UCGGGCCCUGGGGCCGCCUCUCCCUCCAACACCUGCAGCUUGUCAGCGUGGCCCUGUCGAGCAUCGGCGCGGCCGCGAGUUGGCCUGACUGCGCACGUCUCGCAGAAACGUUUCAUCCUGGUGUUUGGCUGCCUGGUUCUCUCGGUGUUCUCCACCAUCCCUGCUCACCAGGAAUUCUCUGCGCACUGCCUGCUCAUCCUGGAAUUUGUGAUGAUUGUAGUAUUUGGACUUGAGUACAUCAUCAGGAUAUGGAGCGCUGGCUGCUGCUGUCGAUACCGAGGCUGGCAGGGCCGCCUCCGCUUUGCCAGGAAACCCUUCUGUGUCAUAGACAUCAUCGUACUUAUCACCUCGGUUGCUGUGGUUUCAGCUGGUAGCCAGGGCAACGUCUUUGCCACCUCUGCACUGCGUAGCCUUCGCUUUCUUCAGAUCCUGCGCAUGGUGCGCAUGGACCGCAGGGGAGGGACCUGGAAGCUGCUGGGAUCUGUAGUUUAUGCACAUAGCAAGGAGCUGGUGACUGCUUGGUACAUCGGGUUCCUGGUGCUUAUCUUCUCCUCUUUCCUGGUCUAUCUUGUGGAAAAAGAGUUCAACAAGGAGUUUGACACGUAUGCUGACGCUCUGUGGUGGGGCACGAUCACCUUAACAACAAUUGGCUACGGCGACAAGACGCCGCAAACCUGGACCGGCCGGUUGCUGUCAGCCGGUUUUGCUCUGCUUGGGAUCUCGUUCUUUGCUCUGCCUGCUGGCAUCCUGGGGUCAGGUUUUGCCCUGAAGGUGCAGGAGCAGCAUCGCCAGAAGCACUUUGAAAAAAGGAGGAAUCCAGCUGCCAGCCUCAUCCAGUGUGUCUGGCGUAGUUAUGCUGCUGAUGAGAACUCGGUUUCUAUUGCUACCUGGACGCCUCAUUUGAAGGCGUUGCAUACCUGCAGCCCCGCCAAGAAAGAGCAGGGCGAGACUGCCUACAGUCAAAAGCUGAGCUUUAAGGAGCGGGUCCGGAUGGCGAGUCCUCGAGGUCAGAGCAUGAAGAGUAGGCAGACAUCCAUCAAUGACCGCCAGCGCUGUUCCCCUGGCAACGAGGUGGUGGGCAGCAGUGAACUAAUGGGCGGGAGCCCCGCCAAAGUGCAGAAAAGCUGGAGCUUCAACGAUCGGACACGCUUUAGACCAUCACUGAGGCUGAAGAGUCAGACCCGCACCGCUGCUCCGGACGUGGACCCAGGCAUGACCACGGACGAUUCCUUCGACGAGAAAGGUUGCCAUUGUGACAUUACUGUGGAGGAUCUUUCAGCGCCGCUAAAAGCGGUCAUCAGAGCUGUCAGGAUAAUGAAAUUUCACGUAGCUAAGAAGAAGUUUAAGGAGACUCUGCGUCCGUAUGACGUGAAGGACGUGAUUGAGCAGUACUCUGCUGGACACCUGGACAUGCUCUGCCGCAUCAAGAGCCUUCAGACGAGACUGGAUACAGUAGUUGGACCCCCUCCAAGGUCAUUAAGAGGUCGUAUCAAGACGUUUUCUUCUUCCUUGCUGCAUUCGUAUUACAGCCAGAAUCAGAGGAAACACUCAGCGUCUGGGGUGGAUCAGAUUCUUGGGAAAGGCCAGAUUCCGGUGGAUAAGAAACCAAGGGACAAAUUGCACCACGAUGGAGACUCUAUGGAGGGCAUGAGCAUGUUGGGACGAGUGUGUAAAGUAGAAAGACAGGUGUCCUCUAUUGAAACAAAGUUGGAUUCGUUGCUUGAUGUUUACCGCCAAGUUCUCCAGAAGGGUCCUUCAGGGCUCUCCCUCUCCUCUUUGCCCCUUUUUGAGCUGGAAAAUCACCAGCACCACAACUUGGACUACCCAUCCUCCCCCCAGAGGGGGGAUGCAGUUAGAGGGCGAGGAGACAACGGUGGCGGCGGUGGGAUACACCGUUCUCAUGGUGCCAACCCAAGAGGCCUGCGGCUCAUUCUGGCACCGGCCGAUGACGAUUGUCCUCCAGAUUCAGCGCCUCCGUCCUACCCCCCUUCCACUGCCUCACUCUCCCCUUCACCUCUGCUACCCCCAGACAGCCCUUACCCAACCCUUGCUACCAAUUCCAAAAAAUCCCACUUUCCUGAUCUGCCGCCUCCGCCAUCGUCGACUGGGAGCUUUACUCUCCAGCUUCCUCCCAUGGCUCACCCCUCACACCUCCGAUGCCCCGCUGACCCAGUCUCGGAUGAUGUGACAGAUGAAGUAGGAGUCGAUGACCAGAGUGUGGGCCCUUCUGUCAUUGUAGGAUGCAGUGCUGAUGGUAGUGCUGACGGGGGCGGCGAGGCAGGGUUCGCACCCGGAAGGGUGCAGCUGCGGAAGAAGUCCGGCUUGAAAUCCAGAGGGGUCUGCAGGAGGCAUUUGAGCCUGGAGGUUAACCCAUUGCUGCUGCUCUCAUCUAACCCAGAGAGGAGGCCUACAGACUGGGCAGGCAGUCUAGGGAAAUCCCUCUCUGUGCAUAAUAUCAACCAGCCUUUAACCAAUCGUGCCCCUGGCCUUUCCGCCGCCCUCAACAACAGCAGCAGUAGCAGCAACGACAGCGAGCGCGGCAACGGCCACAGUGACCUCAGCAACUGGGAUGGGACAGACCUCUUCAUUAGUGAGUGCAAGCUGAAGCCGGCAGCUGACGACUAUGACUUCCUGUCCCAGGGACCGGACAGCAGCCAGUCGGACAUUUUACAGACUGAGGAGGAGGAUGUUCCUCACUCAAAGGGAAACUCGGAGUUCCUCGGUCAAUCCUCACACUUACAGCUGGUGUAAGCACACUGACUGAAAAACAAAACACAAACUGCAAACUGUAUGUACACAUACUGUGGCCAGCGCCACUUUUUAAACAUAUUUAUAUAGGGCACCAUGCACAUCAUGCUCUGAAUUUGACACUUUAUACAUGUACAAACAGUGUUUUCUGUUUUGUGUGACACGAUUAUGCCCAUUUGCAUAUAGAUCACGUUACUACACACUUUUAUGUGGCACCUAAAUGUCUGCAGCCAGUAGGAAGAAAGAACGUACGAGUGUGAACGCAAGUGGCCAUGUUCAUGCUACACAAAAUACGAAAACUAUAUAUGCAGCACUUUGCUAAAUUAUUGAUACUCCUUGAACUUUUUCACAGUUUGCUUCUUUAAAAUCCCAACGUUUGGGUUUUUAUUCAACACACCAACACAAGGUGUAAAAUACUACAUAGUUAUAUAUAUUUUUUGUUCCAAAUUAGUUUUUUGAAGCCUUUAACGUGUGUUCCUCCAGGAUUGUCCUGUAUUUUGCUCUGUCCAUCUUCCUCUCUGAGUUGCUGUAAAAUAGUAUCUACUCCCUUGCAGAUUUGUUCUAGUUUUCCAUUUUGUCUUGGUGUUGGGUUUAAGUGGAGGGUUUUUGAGCAUUAACUUGUUAAAGGUCAUGCCGCGGCAUUUUAGUCUUACUCUGACCAGCUUCUAUGUUCCUGAUGAGAAAAGAAAAUCUCCUCACUGCGAUUCUGCCAACCCCAUGUUCAUAACUCAAUCACAUAAAUUGCUGAAAAAGUACAUUGGCUUUUGUGGUUGUUGCAAGGCAAACUGUGAAAGAGUUCAAGGGGUAUGAAUACAUAUGCUAAGCACUGUAAACAAUCUUUCAGGAGAAAAUGCAGCUUUCCUGGCUCCUUCACUGAGUAUCAUGACUCAAAGCACGAUGUUAAUUUUGACAAAAGAUGCUUCUGUUGGAAGUGCUGGAAACCCCCCCAUAAAUGUUUAUUUUUCUUCUGAGUAGAAUAAGAAUGUAAAUGAUGUAAGUCAACCUAUCUGGCUCUUCACGUGAACAAUUGAGUUUUCUUUCGUUUCAAAGCGACUCUUUAACUUUCUUCUUUCUAUUAGUCAAUCUGGACCUCAACUUAAACCAAAGAAUGUAAUCAAGAUUUGUCCAGCACAAACGCCACAUGCAUCCAUUUUUUGUUAAAAAGAAGAAAGAAAACAUGAAAAAAAAUAUUUUUAAAGAUCAUUUGGCAAGCUGAAGGUGUAAAGAUCACAAAACACCAAAUAUUGUAAGAGGGAGCUACUAGAACAAAAGCUGAGAUACACACUUAUUCUUUGUUCUGUAUAAAUGAUUGUAUUUGAUCUUUCUUGCAAGAUAAGAAAAGCCAUUUUCUGUCUAGUUUGUGUUUGUCUUUAAUGUUGAACCUCUUACUUAGCUUUCCAUACACAAAUCACUUCCUGGACGGUUCUCACAAACCAAUUACUAGAGGCUUAAAUCUGUGGGAAUGGGAAACGACAAAUAAUCAAUGCAAAAAAUAAAAAGCAACAAACCGCAAACUGCAUGUGUUGAGGCCACAGAGGAGUUAAUCACAUGAUGAUCUAAAGCAUUUUUUGAAGUCUGCAAUUGGGUAAAGGUUUGACCCUUCCCUCUGAUUUUGCACAAUAGUUUGGUAAAUUAAAUGGUAAUGAUUUGAAUGCGGAUUUAGCAAAGAUUACUAAAGUGGACCUUCUCGAUCAUGCAUGAGAUGCUGCAUGUGUGGAACUGCUGAUGUCAAUGUCAAACAUGCAAACAUAUUCUGCCUUCUUGAACCUUGUUUUACUUUUAAUUUGUAAUAUUUUGGUAGGGUAUAUUUGUUUUAUGAGUUAAUAAAAUAGCCACCUACUAUGUCAACGCAACGCAUGCAACACUUCACUGGAAUCUGAUGUUUCCCUUUCCUGUAUAAGUCAAAAUUAAAAGCUCCUGCACUGAUUAAAUACCCCUUUUGAACAAUUCGAAUUGAAAGGAGGGUGUUAUUGAGCAGGAUGUGCAGUUUUUGAUUUAGCAUGCACAUUUUCUUGCUUUAUUCAGAUAUCCUGAUUAU
Molecule: messenger RNA, 4786 nt
Organism: Poecilia latipinna (sailfin molly)
Lineage: Eukaryota; Metazoa; Chordata; Actinopteri; Cyprinodontiformes; Poeciliidae
Product: potassium voltage-gated channel subfamily KQT member 5-like
Exons: 15
Biological process (GO): potassium ion transmembrane transport
Cellular component (GO): voltage-gated potassium channel complex; membrane
Molecular function (GO): voltage-gated potassium channel activity
Source: RefSeq, a predicted model, not a curated record